Meloidogyne enterolobii is the source of this 3636-nucleotide messenger RNA. NCBI's taxonomy places the organism in Eukaryota, Metazoa, Nematoda, Chromadorea, Rhabditida, Meloidogynidae. The record is from the annotation of a GenBank genome assembly.
AUGAAUUUAAAUUUCCAGGAAUAUCAACGUCUUCAUUCAAUAAGUGAACAUCAAAAAGAUCUCACCCAACGCAGUUCCCCUCCAACAUCUUAUCCUCGUUGUGGUUCAGAAUUUUUUGCUCGGGCAUCAGCUAGAGGAUUCCCAACUUCUGCUUCGGAUACAAGAUUGUCUGGUAAAAUAAAUCAUCAACAAGUAAAUCAACUUCCAUCAAUUCCCAAAAAUAAAAAUCAAAAUGUUUUGGAUACUCGAACAAAUCAAAACAUUGGAAGCCCUCCAACAACUGACAGAUCAACAAAUAAAGCUACUUUAAAUUACACACAAAUUCCAGCUGUUUGUGGAAGUCGUACUUUAAGUAGCCAUAUUUUAUGGAGAAGUGCUUGUCGUCGAGAUAAUGUCAGUCAUCUUCCAACAGCUCCACAACAAGUAGCAAAUAGUUCAAAACAACAACCAUUUAAUAGAACAAAUCAACAAUUUACUGGUUUUCCUGAUGGCAAUAAUUCUUUUGAUGCUGAUGAAUUUUUGGAUGUGAGGGAUGAAACCCACACGAGAGACUUUCGUUACCCUUUUUCUGAUCUUUUAAUUUGGGCUGUUUUAACAAAAAGACACGAUAUGGCUAUUUGUAUGUGGCAACAUGGACAGGAGGCUUUAGCUAAAGCUUUGGUAACGUGUCGUUUAUAUAAAAGUUUGGCUAAAGAAGCGGCGGAAGAUUAUUUGGAAUUGGAAGUUUGUGAAGAAUUGAAGAAAUGUGCAGAAGAAUUUAGACAAUUAUCUCUUGAUUUACUUGAUCAUUGUUAUAAAGAAGAUGAUGCUCAAACUUUACAAUUAUUAACAUAUGAAUUAGCUUAUUGGGGAAGAGAAACGUGCCUUUCACUUGCUGUUUUGGUUAACAACAAACAAUUUUUGGCUCAUCCUUGUUGUCAAAUUUUGCUGGCUGAUUUAUGGCAUGGUGGUUUGCGUAUUAGAAGGUUUAAAUCUCGUGAGGAAUUAAUGCUUCAACCUCAAACGGCUGCAGAACAUCAAGAAGAUAUUAAUGAUUCUUCCUCUUCGUCAUCAGAUUCUUCUGUUUCUUCGCCCUCUUCUUCACCGUCAGAAAGCGAAAAUGAAGAUGCGGAUUCUGAUUAUGAUUUAUCUGAGAAGACUGGUGGAGCUUCUUUGAGUGAUAGACGACGAAGAGUUUCUUCUCGAGGGAGUAUGCAAUCAUUAAAUUUUACAUCGAUUUUUCAAAGCAAGAGGCGAAGUAAGCGUUCUUCCCAUAUAAAUGCCUCAAAUAGCCUCAAUACUCAAGAUUUGGAGCUUGGGAAAGUUUCAAAUCAAGACGAACCUUCUGUUGGACGGAGCCGUUCAAAUGUGCGAGAAUUGCGAAGGCCCAAAACGAAAACCAGAGCUGAACGACAGAGGAGAAUAAAUGCUAGUAAUGCAACUACGGUUGGUGGUCAAUCAAUAAUUGAAACAGGAGGAGGAGAUACAUCACCAUCAGAUUAUUCCCUUUCCAAUCAAAUUUCAAAGCCAUCACUUCCUCUUAAAUCUUCAUUAAAACUUCCAACAACAGUAACACCUUUACAUAUAGACGUUAAUGCUUACCAUCAUCCUCAAUUUUUGUUGGGAAAUGACGAUAUUGUUACGAGUGGAAAAGAGGAAGAGAAGGAUUCUAAUUCGAUUCAAAGAAAUUCUACUUCUACAAUUUCCGAUGAAGUUGUUAAAUUAUCUGUGGAUAAAGAACAAGAUAUUCCUUCACCUGAUCAAAACCCUUCAGAUAGACCUUUUAUUCAUCAAACAAAAUCAUUUCCCUUCAACAACCGCUGGAAAUUUGUAAAGAACAUUGGAGCUGGAAUUGCUACAAACGAUAAACCAAAAACAAUGGAACAUCCUAAUAGCAGGUUAACAAUUAGUGGAGGACAUGUACCAAAAGGAAUUCCUUUGCCAGAGGGAGUGACGUUAAAUAAAAAGGUUUUUCUUUCUUUUAUUUUUCUAAAUGAUUUUUCUUCUCACAAUCAGCGUCAAAUAAAAUUUCGUCGCAAAGUUUAUGAAUUUUUUGUUGCUCCAAUAACAACUUUUUGGGCUUGGAUGCUUAGUUUUGUUGUGUUUUUAUCCACCCUUACAUAUGUUUUGCUUAUUCGAACUCCACUUAAACCAACAUUUUUGGAAUGGUAUUUACUUGCUUAUGUUGUUGGUUUUGGGAUUGAGACUGUUAGAAAGUUUGCCAUGUCUGAACCAAAAAAAUUCUCAGAAAAAAUCCAGUACUUUUUUGGUAAUUAUUGGAAUUUUCUUACAACAGUUGCUAUUCUUGGUUUUGUUGUUGGUUUUAUAUUUCGUUUGAAUCCGUCAACAAGUAGAAGUGUCGGACGAAUAAUUUUAGCUGUUGAUUCUGUUCUUUGGACAAUUAAAUUGCUCGACUUUUUGGGAGUCUUUCCACGUUUUGGACCUUAUAUUACAAUGGCUGGGAAAAUGAUUAUGAAUAUGAGCUCAAUUGUUGUUAUGUUGGGAAUUUCUUUAUUAGGAUUUGGUUUGGCACGUCAAUCAAUUACAUAUCCAAAUGAAGAUUGGCAUUGGUUAUUGCUAAGAAAUGUUUUUUAUAAACCUUAUUUUAUGUUAUAUGGAGAAGUUUAUGCUGAUGAAAUUGAUACUUGUGGAGAUGAAGCAUGGGACGAACAUCUUGACAAAAACAUUUCUAUAUCUACAGCAUGGACUCAUCGUGAUAAUAGAGACAAAGAACUUGCUUGUGUUCCUGGCCAUUGGAUUCCUCCAAUUUUAAUGACUGUAUUUCUUUUAAUUGCAAAUAUUUUAUUAAUUAGUAUGUUAAUUGCUAUUUUUAACAACAUUUUUGAUUCAACAAUAAAAAUAUCUCAACAAAUUUGGCUCUUUCAAAGAUAUCGUCAAGUAAUGGAAUAUGAAGCAACACCUUUUCUUCCACCUCCAUUUACCCCAAUUUAUCAUAUUUAUAUGAUUUAUAAAUAUUUAAAUUAUCGAAAUGGAUCUUUUUGUAUUUGUUUUGCAUUUUUAACGAGACAAUUGAACAACAGAAAAUUUUUUAAACGAAGAAAAGAUAUUUUGGAAGAAGAACCAAAGGAAGAAAAAUUGGAAGAAAAACAACAACAAUCAAAUAAAAAUGAUGAAAUUAAUAAUAAAAUACCUCCACUUGCUAAAAAUGCUUUUGAACAAAGACAAAAUCUUCAAGAAAGAGCCAGAAAUUAUAAUAAACAAGAACAAUUUGCUCUUUUUGAUUUUUCUUUGAAACUUUUUCUGACUGACGAACAAGUCGAAAAAAUUCAUGAAUUCGAAGCUGAAUGUAUGGAAAAUUUAGCUCGUGAAAAAGAACUUGCAAGAAAUCGUUCUAAUGAAGAAAGGCUAAACAGGACUUGUGAAAGAACGGAGGCAAUUUUGCGUCGUAUGGAUGAUUUAGUUUCAAGAGAAACAAUUCAGAAGAAUGUAAAUACUCUCGAAAAUAAAGUGGAAAUAAUUCAAAAUACACAGUCACAAAUUCUCGAGUGUCUUCAACAAAUAAACUCGGUGAUACCAGCUUUGACCCAGUCUUUACAGAUGCUUAACUCUUUCCCAGUACAACAAUCUAAUAAUACAGAACAACAAUCUCCAAUUCCUUUAAUCCGGUCAUCUCUAAAUAAUAAAGACAGCUAUUAA